GGCCGCCACAGGCGCCUGGCCGCGGCGCGGGGAGGCCGGGGGUCCGGAGGCCGCCGCCGCUGCCGCCAUGCCGCUGCUCUUCCUCGAGCGCUUCCCCUGGCCCAGCCUCCGCACCUACACGGGCCUCAGCGGCCUGGCCCUGCUCGGCACCAUCGUCAGCGCCUACCGCGCCCUCAGCCAGCCCGAGGCCGGGCCCGGCGAGCAGGAGCCGCUAACGGCCUCGCUGCAGCCCAGGGCGCCCGAGGGGCCCCGGGCCCGCGACGUGGCCCAGUACCUGCUUUCGGACAGCCUCUUCGUGUGGGUUCUGGUGAAUACUGCUUGCUGUGUUUUGAUGUUGGUGGCUAAGCUUAUCCAGUGCAUUGUGUUUGGCCCUCUUCGAGUGAGCGAGAGACAGCACCUCAAGGACAAGUUUUGGAAUUUUAUUUUCUACAAGUUCAUUUUCAUUUUUGGUGUGCUGAAUGUCCAGACAGUGGAAGAAGUGGUCAUGUGGUGCCUCUGGUUUGCUGGACUUGUAUUUCUGCAUCUGAUGGUUCAGCUCUGCAAGGACCGAUUUGAAUAUCUUUCCUUUUCUCCUACCACACCGAUGAGUAGCCACGGCCGAGUCCUGUCCCUGUUGAUUGCUAUGCUGCUUUCCUGCUGUGGGUUAGCUGUUGUCUGCUGUGUCACUGGCUACACCCAUGGGAUGCACACCUUGGCUUUCAUGGCUGCAGAGUCUCUUCUUGUGACGGUGAGGACUGCUCAUGUGAUUUUACGAUAUGUCAUUCACCUCUGGGACCUCAACCACGAGGGGACCUGGGAAGGCAAGGGGACGUACGUGUAUUAUACCGAUUUUGUCAUGGAGCUCACACUCUUGUCCCUGGACCUCAUGCACCACAUUCAUAUGUUGUUAUUUGGCAACAUCUGGUUAUCCAUGGCCAGCCUGGUCAUCUUCAUGCAGCUGCGUUACCUGUUUCACGAGGUUCAGCGUCGAAUUCGUCGGCACAAGAAUUACCUGCGGGUCGUUGGAAACAUGGAAGCCAGGUUUGCAGUUGCAACUCCUGAGGAGUUGGCUGUCAACAAUGACGACUGCGCCAUCUGCUGGGACUCCAUGCAGGCUGCCCGGAAACUGCCCUGUGGACACCUUUUCCACAAUUCCUGUCUUCGUUCCUGGCUAGAACAAGAUACCUCAUGUCCAACAUGCAGAAUGUCUCUCAACAUUGCUGACAGUAAUCGUGUCAGGGAGGACCAUCAAGCAGAGAACUUGGAUGAGAAUUUGGUUCCGGUAGCAGCCGCUGAAGGCAGACCUCGCUUAAACCAGCACAACCACUUCUUCCACUUCGAUGGGUCCCGGAUUGCGAGCUGGUUGCCGAGUUUUUCUGUCGAAGUGAUGCAUACCACCAACAUCCUUGGCAUUACGCAGGCAAGCAACUCGCAGCUUAACGCGAUGGCUCAUCAGAUUCAAGAGAUGUUUCCCCAGGUUCCAUACCACCUGGUGCUGCAGGACCUCCAGCUGACACGCUCGGUGGAAAUAACAACCGACAACAUUUUAGAAGGACGGAUUCAAGUACCUUUUCCUACACAGCGGUCAGACAGCGUGAGGCCUGCGUUGACCAGUCCUGUGGAAAGGCCAAGCAGUGACCAGGAUGAGAAUGAAGUUUCUCCUCAGGCGGAACGCAUGCCAUUGGACCUCAGUCCCCGCCUGGAGGAGCCCGUGGACUUCAGCGAGUUGGAAGCGGAGCCCAGCGAGGUGGAGGACUUCGAGGCGCGGGGCAGCCGCUUCUCCAAGUCUGCUGACGAGAGACAGCGCAUGUUGCUGCAGCGCAAGGACGACCUCCUCCAGCAGGCUCGGAAGCGUUUCUUGAACAAAAGCUCCGAAGAGGACCCGGCUGCCGAGAGCUUGCUGCCGCCCGCAGGCCCGUCCCCCGACCCCGUGGCGCUGCGGCGGCGGAUGCUGGCUGCCGCCGCCGAGCGGAGACUGCAGAAGCAGCAGACGUCCUAGCGCCGCCGCGCCCUCCUCGGCCGCCGCCGCCUGAGCCCCGCGCCCUGCGCCCAGCCGGAAGAGGCUGCCCAGUGCUGCUGCCGUGUGACGCCGCGGGCCUGACUCGUUGCCGCUGUACAGAGCAUGUGGUCUUCCUAGUGUUUGGACGGCUGACAGAUUUAAUCCUUCUCUGUAAUACUUUCUAUGUGAUAUUUCUCUUCCCCUUAAAAGCACUGCACAUUUUCACUGUAGGCGUUGACUUGUUGGGGUGGGGAGCGAUCAGGAGGAAGUGGGCAGGCGCCCGCCAGCGGCAAAUACUGCGUCCUUAGCGCCACAUCUGGCCGGAGGCUGUGUGCUCUGGGAGGGCGCAUAGCCAGCAGCGAGCAGAGGCACAGCCGAGCCUGGCUCCGCACCGCCGUCACCGCCGUCACCUGCUGUCACCUGCUGUCACACCUGAGGAGGCAGAGGAGGGGUCAGAGGCCAGACUGGGGGACUCCCGGACCCUCGGGGCCAGCAGGGCAUCUUGGGAAAGGCCGUGGUCUGCUGCCCGGAGCAGGAGGGGCAAGCUUGGGGCUGCAGAGUGUGAGUCCCGCCACAUCGGGACUGUGAGCCCCAGGUCACGGCUGGCUUUAUUUCCGUUAACUCUGGUGCUCCUGCAGGUCCUGAGUGUACCCGUGUCCCCCGUCCCCUCCGCGUUCCCUGCCCCUGUGGACACGGGAAGGGGGAGGUAGCCAGCUUUGGUUUAUGGUUUUAACCCCCCGGUCAGGCACAUCGGGCAAUGCCAAAGCCUGUGGGUUUGGUCUUCGGAGAAGAGGUGGGCGGUGCCAGGUGGGGGAGUGGGGAGUGCACUGGGCAGGGCUUUAGGGAAGAACUGAGAGAUACCUUGUGUGUAUCCCCGGGCCGUGGCUGUCCACCAGACCUAGAAAGCUAAGAGGUUGAAUCCACAUGCCUUGGAGCAGACCCAGGUCCUGAGUCUUCAAAUUCCUCACGCAGUUAACUUUUGGGAUUUGAAACAUGCAAUCAUAGGUUACAUAGUUCAGUUUUAUGUCCCAUUGGAUUAAUUUUUUUUUAAUGUUUGAAACAUAGUUUUAUGGUAGUCCUUUUGGGAAGAAUCCCAGUAUUAUCUAAAAUUAUUGGCAAAGUUAAAUGUAUUUUACAUAACUGGAAGUUUUUAGAAUGUUGACAAGUAAUUGAAAAAAGGGUGGUAGACAAAUAUUUAGGCAGAAGUAAUUUAUUUCAAUAAAUCUUUGAAAAGCCUUACUUUGAAAUGCUGUUAGUACACCUCUGUGAUUUUUAAAAUUUGUUUUGUUUUGCUGAGAGCAUAGCUAUUUGUUUUCAUUGUAAAACAAUAAUAAUAAAAAGCAAACUUUUA
Molecule: messenger RNA, 3329 nt
Organism: Lepus europaeus (European hare)
Lineage: Eukaryota; Metazoa; Chordata; Mammalia; Lagomorpha; Leporidae
Gene: AMFR
Product: autocrine motility factor receptor
Biological process (GO): endoplasmic reticulum unfolded protein response; ubiquitin-dependent protein catabolic process; protein K48-linked ubiquitination
Cellular component (GO): endoplasmic reticulum; ubiquitin ligase complex; cytosol
Molecular function (GO): ubiquitin binding; ubiquitin protein ligase activity
Source: RefSeq, a predicted model, not a curated record